GUUUAUUUAUCAGUGACACCGCAAGCCUGCUAAAUCUUACUAGCUGCGUCUUUGUCCAUUGUUUUCGUUAGAAAUCAUAAGUAAAAUUAUAAUCUGGACUCAUCCAUUUCUAAAAUGGAGCCAGCAUGUCGAAAAGACAAACAAAAGCAGCAAACACCAACCCGUGGAGACAGAACAAAACAGAAAUCAGCCCAGCAGGAGCUAAAGCAGAGACAAAGAGCAGAGAUUUAUGCUCUGAACAAAGUCAUGACUGAACUUGAACAGCAGCAGUUUGAGGCCUUUUGCAAGCAGAUGCAAUCACAAGCCGAAUGAGAAAAACUCAUGUCAGGGCAAAGCUACACAGGUUAAGGUUAUGUUAUGAUGUUGCUCAUAUUUUUGUGUUAUUGUACACCAUCUGAUAAUCAGUUGGCCCUUGACAUUUAAACCAAAAUGUAUUCGCUGGAGUCUGAUGCACGCACACGCACUACUUGAAUCUGAGUGUACAAUCACAAUGAAAAUGUUGGUCAGUAAUGUACAAAACCAAAAAUAUCAUAAUGCAUUAUAUGUAUCAGAGAAUCUUCUUGUGAAAAGACAUUCACUCAGUUUUAUUUUCACUGUCAUUGUUAAUUGUGACGUUUUAUCUGACGUUAUUAUCCUGAACAAGUAUUACAUUGUUACAAAUCUGUUUGUGACCUGUUGACUGAAGGAAAUUCAGAUAAGAGUUGUCACUCUUUUGGUUUAUGAUCGAUUCAUUUUGUGAUUAUGUGAUAUACUUUAAUAAUACUGUUCUUUCGACCACAAGCUGUUUUUAACGGUUUACUUUUUAAUUAAAAUUUGGUUAUUAAAAA
This is a messenger RNA of Puntigrus tetrazona (Sumatra barb), 827 nucleotides long. Its product is annotated as small vasohibin binding protein. Gene Ontology annotation, cellular component: apical part of cell. NCBI's taxonomy places the organism in Eukaryota, Metazoa, Chordata, Actinopteri, Cypriniformes, Cyprinidae. The record is from RefSeq and is a predicted model, not a curated record. Gene Ontology annotation, biological process: protein secretion; negative regulation of protein ubiquitination. The transcript has 3 exons. The coding region runs from base 115 to 312 and encodes 65 amino acids.